AAAGACUGCCAAUAAUGAAAUUGUUGUACAACGUCCAUGUAAUAUAUGUACAUAAUUGGUCACACUGUAUUAUAUUUCGUUAUCGUGUUAUCAAUCUUUACUUUCAGAAUAUAAAUUUCACUUGUAUUUUUCAAAGAAGACGUUCGUUUGCCAUUUUUUUUAAGGCAGUUUUUUUAAAAAUUUGCUGUCUUAAACUAAGGGUAAAAUGGUUAGAUCUUACGUUAGAAAAACCAAAAAGGGUGAUGCAUAUACCAAAGAACAACUGUUACAAGCUACAAAUGCAAUCACAAGCAAACAAAUGACCGUCAGCUUUGCUGCCAGAUUAUACCGGAUACCAAGAACGACGCUUUACGAUCAUAUAAAUAAACGACGUGGAAUGAAGUCUACAACUAAAGGUAGAAAUACUGCCUUAUCACCUGCUGUUGAAAAAAGUUUGGCUCAAUCAUUAACCAUUAUGGAAAAGUAUGGCCAUGGAUUAAGUCGAACCGAAGUUUUGACAUUAGUUGGUAAUUAUGUCAAUGAUAAUAACUUAGUUACUCCAUUUAAAGGUGGAUAUCCAGGUCAUGAUUGGUGGAUAGGGUUUUCUUCUCGACACAAAUUAUCAUUAAAAAAACCCCAAGUUGUAGAAAAUGCUCGAAAAAAAGCUUGUGAUCCAUUCAUAAUUUACAAUUAUUUUGAUUUGUUAUGGGAAACAAUGACUGAUCUUGGUAUAGUGAAUAGACCAGAUCGAAUCUGGAAUCUUGAUGAGACAUCGUUUUAUUUAGACCCAUCUAAAACCAAAACAGUGGGACCGAUUGGUCAACCUAGUACCCGAACAACACAUGGCUCUGGGUGUGACAAUACAUCUGUUUUAAUGGCUUGUAGCGCAGAUGGUAAAAAAGGGCCCCCUUUGAUAAUAUUUAAAGGCAAAAAUAUUUGGGACAGGUGGAUUACACAACAGUCUGAAUUCCCAGACACUACAUAUGCUGCCACGUCCAAUGGGUGGAUGGAACGAGAGGUAUUUGUAAAUUAUUUUGAAAAAAGCUUUUUAAAGACAACUAAUCCAUCGCCUGCUAACCCUAUUCUACUCAUAUAUGACGGACACUCAUCUCAUGUAGAUUUAAAAUUAGUUGAAAUUGCUAGAAACAACAAUGUUACAAUUAUAUUGUUACCACCACAUUCAAGUCACUUGUUACAACCAAUGGACUUAUCAGUUUUUAAAUCAAUUAAAACAGUAUGGGAUCAACGAUUAUGUUCAUGGAACCGAAGUGAUCAAGGUCAAAAGCUUCCCAAACAAGAUCUCUCGAGAAUUAUAUGCAGUAUUUGGGCACAAUUAGACACAAAAAUAAUAGAAAAUGGGUUUAGAAAAGCAGGGAUUUAUCCCUUUAACCGAAAUGCAGUUGAUAAAUCUAAAUUUGACCCUAUAAGUCUAAGUAGGUGGGAAGUUAGUAACACCCAAGAAAAUAACCAAACUACUGAUGAUCAAACUUCAACAACCGAAAUGUAUAAUGACUUAGUUAUCUAUAAUGAAGCUUCAACAUCAACAUGUAUUGCCAGCAAUAACAAUUUCAACUCAAAUCAAGCUUCAACGUCAACUGAAAAAAAUGCAGAAACAGAAAUAUUAAAUAAUAGUAAAUCGUUUGAGGAGCUAUUAUUGAUUUCUAUGAAGCAAGUUGCCGUAGAGAAAACUACCAGAAAGCAGGUAACUAGCGGAGCUACAGUUAUUACUUCUGAAGAAGUUAUAAAUAUUUUAAAAGCAAAAGAACAAGAAAAGGACAAACCAAAAAACAACAAGAAAAAAAAACAGUCUGAAGAAGUUGUCAAUGAAGAAGUUGUAAAUGAAGAAGAGAUUCAAGACGUUAUAGAUAUAAAUUUGAAUCAACCUAAUGAAAACUUAAAUAUAAGUUUUGUCAGUGGAGUGUCUGAAAUCAGUGAUUUAUUAAAUGAAUUGGAAAGAGAAGAAGAGGAUUUAGCAGAAGAAGGAUAUAUGUUUCGCACAAAAAAUUGUGUUGAUGAUUGGGUUUUAAUUAAAUAUAAGCUUGAAGGAAAAUCUGCAAAAUCAUUACAUUAUGUAGGUAUUAUAAAAGAAGUCUUUGAUGGUAAGCAUAAAAUAAAAUUUGUCAAACUGAAGUCUGAGAAUAAACAUUCUACUACUUUUGUAUAUCCUAUUGCCGAUGAUAUAGAUGAAGUUUCAGAAUCUGAUAUUAUAUGUAGUCUACCAAAACCAACAAUUGGAAGAAGGGGUCAACUCGUUUUUGGAAUCACUUUCAGUCAAUAUAAUCUGAAAAAGUAA
Molecule: messenger RNA, 2272 nt
Organism: Acyrthosiphon pisum (pea aphid)
Lineage: Eukaryota; Metazoa; Arthropoda; Insecta; Hemiptera; Aphididae
Exons: 2
Coding region: 206-2272 (688 amino acids)
Cellular component (GO): nucleus
Molecular function (GO): DNA binding
Source: RefSeq, a predicted model, not a curated record